Homo sapiens (human) is the source of this 7633-nucleotide messenger RNA. RefSeq names its product calcineurin binding protein 1 (gene CABIN1). Lineage: Eukaryota; Metazoa; Chordata; Mammalia; Primates; Hominidae. Bases 434 to 7201 code for a protein of 2255 amino acids. The transcript is spliced from 37 exons. The record is from RefSeq and is a predicted model, not a curated record. Gene Ontology annotation, biological process: chromatin organization. Gene Ontology annotation, cellular component: nucleus.
GAGUUCCUGGAAGGCUGGUUUGAAGGCGGUGCCGGGGUGGGGGUGAGGCUCAGCAGAGCCCGGGGCACAGGCCGGAGGGGCUGCAGGCGCGAGGCUGGGUUACGUGAGGAAGCUGGGGGUUUCGCGGGCAGCUUUAGAGCCCCAGUCAGGGAAACCGAGGCCGGGCUUCCUGGCUGCCUCGCGAGCCUCUUCAUGGCUCUCGCCGCCGCCCUGAGGUGCCUAGAAUGGGUUCCGGCCUCCGGGGAGGUUCCCAGUAACCGCAGGAGCCACCAUUGAUUUGGCGUCUGCUGGGUGCAAAGCCCAGCGCGCUAACCCUUUACUCGCGACCUUUCGCUUCACCUUCACAGCAGCCCUGCGAGGAGAGUUGUGGACUGGGGCAACCUUUGCCAGUGAUGAGAAGUGAUGCUCGUGGCAGUGCUGAAUCUCUCUGAAUAUGAUUCGAAUUGCAGCCUUAAAUGCCAGCUCCACCAUUGAGGAUGAUCAUGAAGGAAGCUUUAAAAGUCACAAAACCCAGACAAAGGAGGCUCAGGAAGCAGAGGCUUUUGCAUUGUACCACAAGGCCCUUGAUCUGCAGAAACAUGACCGGUUUGAGGAGUCUGCCAAAGCCUACCAUGAGCUCUUGGAGGCGAGCCUGCUGCGGGAGGCAGUUUCAUCCGGUGAUGAGAAAGAGGGGUUGAAACACCCUGGGCUGAUACUGAAAUAUUCCACUUAUAAGAACUUGGCCCAGCUGGCAGCCCAGCGGGAGGAUCUGGAGACAGCCAUGGAGUUCUACUUAGAGGCAGUGAUGCUGGACUCCACAGAUGUCAACCUCUGGUAUAAGAUUGGACAUGUGGCCCUGAGGCUCAUCCGGAUCCCCCUGGCUCGCCAUGCUUUUGAGGAAGGGCUGCGGUGCAAUCCUGACCACUGGCCCUGUUUGGAUAACCUAAUCACUGUCCUGUACACCCUCAGUGAUUACACAACAUGUCUGUACUUCAUCUGCAAAGCUUUGGAGAAGGAUUGCCGGUACAGCAAAGGGCUGGUCCUCAAGGAGAAGAUUUUUGAGGAGCAGCCUUGUCUCCGGAAGGACUCUCUCAGAAUGUUCCUCAAAUGUGACAUGUCGAUUCACGAUGUUUCGGUGAGUGCAGCUGAGACACAGGCGAUUGUAGAUGAGGCCUUGGGGCUGCGAAAAAAGAGGCAAGCGCUGAUUGUGCGGGAGAAGGAGCCGGACCUGAAACUUGUGCAGCCCAUUCCUUUCUUCACCUGGAAGUGCCUCGGAGAGAGCUUGCUGGCCAUGUACAAUCAUCUCACCACCUGUGAGCCCCCACGUCCCAGCCUUGGCAAAAGGAUUGAUUUGUCGGACUACCAGGACCCCAGCCAGCCUCUUGAGUCCUCCAUGGUGGUGACGCCAGUUAACGUGAUCCAGCCAAGCACUGUCAGCACCAACCCAGCUGUGGCUGUCGCCGAGCCUGUGGUCUCCUACACCUCUGUGGCUACAACCAGCUUCCCACUGCACAGUCCUGGUCUGUUGGAGACAGGCGCUCCUGUGGGUGAUAUUUCUGGGGGAGAUAAAUCCAAGAAAGGGGUAAAACGGAAGAAGAUUUCAGAAGAGAGUGGAGAAACAGCAAAGCGGCGGUCUGCCCGUGUCCGAAACACCAAGUGCAAAAAAGAAGAGAAAGUAGACUUCCAGGAGCUUCUGAUGAAGUUCUUGCCGUCCAGGUUAAGAAAGCUGGACCCUGAGGAGGAAGAUGAUUCCUUUAAUAACUAUGAAGUCCAGUCAGAAGCCAAACUGGAAAGCUUCCCAAGCAUUGGGCCUCAAAGGCUGUCAUUUGACUCAGCCACAUUCAUGGAAUCUGAAAAGCAGGACGUGCAUGAGUUCCUGCUGGAGAACCUAACCAACGGGGGCAUCCUGGAGCUGAUGAUGCGCUACCUGAAAGCCAUGGGCCACAAGUUCUUGGUAAGGUGGCCUCCAGGCUUGGCGGAGGUCGUGCUCAGCGUCUACCACAGCUGGAGGAGGCACAGCACCAGCCUGCCCAACCCGCUGCUGAGGGACUGCAGCAACAAGCACAUCAAGGACAUGAUGCUGAUGUCUCUCUCCUGCAUGGAACUCCAGCUGGACCAGUGGCUGCUGACCAAAGGCAGAAGCUCUGCAGUGUCUCCUCGGAACUGCCCUGCUGGUAUGGUGAAUGGCAGAUUUGGACCUGACUUCCCAGGGACCCACUGCCUGGGUGACCUCCUACAGCUGUCAUUUGCCUCGUCCCAGCGCGACCUGUUCGAGGAUGGUUGGCUGGAGUUUGUGGUCCGUGUUUACUGGCUGAAGGCUCGCUUCCUGGCGCUGCAGGGAGACAUGGAGCAGGCCCUGGAGAACUAUGACAUCUGCACAGAAAUGCUCCAGAGUUCCACCGCCAUCCAGGUGGAGGCAGGGGCUGAACGAAGAGACAUUGUCAUCCGGCUGCCCAACCUCCAUAAUGACUCUGUGGUUUCCCUGGAGGAGAUUGAUAAGAACCUGAAGUCGCUGGAGCGGUGCCAGUCCCUGGAGGAGAUUCAGCGGCUGUAUGAAGCAGGCGACUACAAGGCUGUUGUGCAUCUGCUCCGCCCCACUUUGUGCACCAGUGGGUUUGACCGGGCCAAACACCUGGAGUUUAUGACUUCCAUUCCUGAGAGGCCAGCCCAGCUGCUUCUUCUGCAGGACUCCUUGCUCCGGCUGAAGGACUAUCGGCAGUGUUUUGAGUGUUCCGAUGUGGCUCUGAACGAGGCUGUCCAGCAGAUGGUGAACUCAGGUGAGGCUGCCGCCAAGGAGGAGUGGGUGGCCACAGUGACCCAACUGCUGAUGGGCAUCGAGCAGGCCCUCUCUGCGGACAGCAGUGGUAGCAUCCUGAAGGUAUCAUCCUCCACCACUGGCCUUGUGCGGCUCACCAACAACCUCAUCCAGGUCAUUGACUGCAGCAUGGCUGUGCAGGAGGAGGCCAAGGAGCCCCACGUCUCUUCAGUGCUACCCUGGAUCAUUCUACACCGGAUCAUCUGGCAGGAGGAAGACACCUUCCAUUCUCUGUGCCACCAGCAGCAGCUCCAAAACCCAGCGGAGGAAGGGAUGUCAGAGACGCCCAUGCUCCCAUCCUCCCUCAUGCUGCUGAACACAGCCCACGAGUAUUUGGGCAGAAGGUCCUGGUGCUGCAAUUCAGAUGGGGCUCUGCUGCGAUUCUAUGUGCGAGUACUCCAGAAGGAACUGGCUGCAUCCACCUCUGAAGACACGCACCCUUACAAGGAGGAGCUGGAGACAGCCUUGGAGCAGUGCUUCUACUGCCUGUACAGCUUCCCCAGCAAGAAGAGUAAGGCCAGGUACCUGGAGGAACACUCGGCCCAGCAGGUGGAUCUUAUAUGGGAGGAUGCACUGUUCAUGUUUGAGUAUUUUAAGCCCAAGACCCUUCCUGAAUUUGACAGCUAUAAGACCAGCACCGUGUCUGCUGACUUGGCCAACCUACUGAAGAGAAUUGCCACCAUUGUGCCUCGCACAGAGAGGCCAGCCCUUAGCCUGGACAAAGUCUCUGCCUACAUUGAGGGAACUUCAACUGAGGUACCCUGCCUCCCAGAGGGGGCUGACCCCUCCCCUCCAGUGGUGAACGAGCUUUACUACCUCCUGGCUGAUUAUCAUUUCAAAAACAAGGAGCAGUCCAAGGCCAUCAAGUUCUACAUGCAUGACAUCUGCAUCUGCCCCAAUAGGUUUGAUUCCUGGGCAGGCAUGGCUCUGGCCCGGGCCAGCCGCAUUCAGGACAAGCUGAACUCCAAUGAGCUGAAGAGUGAUGGGCCCAUUUGGAAGCAUGCCACGCCCGUCUUGAACUGCUUCCGUCGGGCCCUGGAGAUUGACAGCUCCAACUUGUCCCUAUGGAUUGAGUAUGGCACCAUGUCCUAUGCCUUGCACUCAUUCGCCUCACGUCAAUUGAAGCAGUGGAGAGGCGAGCUGCCCCCUGAGCUCGUGCAGCAGAUGGAGGGCCGGCGCGACAGCAUGCUAGAGACAGCCAAGCACUGUUUCACAUCAGCAGCCCGCUGCGAGGGUGAUGGUGACGAGGAGGAGUGGCUCAUCCACUACAUGCUGGGCAAGGUGGCUGAGAAGCAGCAGCAGCCACCCACCGUUUACUUGCUGCACUACAGGCAGGCUGGCCACUACCUGCACGAGGAGGCUGCCCGCUACCCCAAGAAGAUCCACUACCACAACCCACCUGAGCUGGCCAUGGAGGCCCUGGAGGUGUACUUUCGGCUCCAUGCUUCCAUCCUGAAGCUCCUGGGGAAGCCCGAUUCUGGGGUUGGUGCAGAGGUCCUGGUCAACUUUAUGAAGGAGGCUGCAGAAGGACCCUUUGCCAGGGGCGAGGAGAAGAACACACCCAAAGCUUCAGAAAAGGAGAAGGCCUGCCUGGUGGACGAGGACUCCCACUCUUCAGCUGGGACACUGCCGGGCCCCGGAGCCUCCCUCCCCUCCUCCUCUGGCCCAGGUCUGACAUCCCCACCUUACACAGCCACUCCGAUUGACCACGAUUACGUCAAAUGUAAAAAACCCCACCAGCAGGCAACGCCGGACGGUACAGUCCCUGUUCUCCCUACUGCCAGCCCAGGGCGGCACAUCAAUCACGGGGGGGUGCUCGGACGACUCAUUUUGUCGCUUCGUUUUGACCGAAGCCAGGACAGCACAGCCGUAGCACUCUCAGACUCUAGCUCAACGCAGGACUUCUUUAAUGAGCCCACCAGCUUACUGGAAGGCUCCAGGAAAUCCUACACAGAGAAGAGGCUGCCCAUUCUCAGUUCCCAAGCAGGAGCGACGGGUAAAGAUCUUCAGGGGGCCACAGAAGAAAGAGGAAAAAACGAGGAGUCAUUGGAGAGUACAGAAGGCUUCCGGGCUGCAGAGCAAGGUGUCCAGAAGCCUGCUGCAGAAACCCCAGCCUCUGCUUGCAUCCCUGGCAAGCCCUCAGCAUCCACACCCACCCUGUGGGAUGGGAAGAAGAGAGGGGACCUCCCAGGGGAGCCAGUGGCCUUCCCCCAGGGGCUGCCGGCUGGUGCUGAGGAGCAGCGGCAGUUUCUCACAGAGCAGUGCAUCGCCUCCUUCCGCCUGUGCCUGAGCCGCUUCCCCCAGCACUAUAAGAGUCUCUACCGUCUGGCCUUCCUCUACACCUACAGCAAGACCCACCGGAACCUCCAGUGGGCCCGCGACGUGUUGCUAGGCAGCAGUAUCCCGUGGCAACAACUGCAGCACAUGCCGGCACAGGGGCUCUUCUGCGAGAGGAACAAGACCAAUUUCUUCAACGGCAUCUGGCGGAUCCCCGUGGACGAGAUUGACCGGCCGGGCAGCUUUGCCUGGCACAUGAACCGCUCCAUCGUGCUGCUGCUCAAGGUGCUGGCCCAGCUGCGGGACCACAGCACCCUGCUGAAGGUGUCCUCCAUGCUUCAGCGGACCCCAGACCAGGGCAAGAAGUAUCUGCGAGAUGCUGACCGCCAGGUCCUGGCGCAGCGGGCCUUCAUCCUCACUGUGAAGGUGCUCGAAGACACGCUGAGCGAGCUCGCAGAGGGGUCAGAACGCCCAGGGCCCAAGGUCUGUGGCCUCCCCGGAGCCAGGAUGACCACCGAUGUCUCACACAAGGCCAGUCCUGAGGAUGGCCAGGAGGGCCUCCCCCAGCCGAAGAAGCCCCCUCUGGCUGAUGGCUCAGGGCCAGGGCCCGAGCCAGGAGGCAAAGUGGGCCUCCUCAACCACCGGCCUGUGGCCAUGGAUGCAGGAGACAGUGCAGACCAAAGCGGGGAGCGGAAGGAUAAAGAGAGCCCACGGGCAGGGCCCACUGAGCCCAUGGACACGAGUGAGGCCACUGUUUGCCACUCAGACUUGGAGCGGACACCACCCCUGCUGCCAGGUCGCCCCGCAAGGGACCGGGGCCCCGAGAGCCGGCCCACUGAGCUGUCCCUGGAGGAGCUGAGCAUCAGUGCCCGGCAGCAGCCCACCCCGCUCACCCCAGCCCAGCCAGCCCCCGCCCCCGCCCCCGCCACCACCACAGGGACCAGGGCAGGGGGCCACCCGGAGGAGCCGCUCUCCCGGCUCAGCCGCAAGAGGAAGCUCCUGGAGGACACAGAGUCAGGCAAGACACUUCUGUUGGAUGCCUACCGUGUGUGGCAGCAGGGCCAGAAGGGUGUGGCCUAUGACCUGGGCCGUGUGGAGAGGAUCAUGUCGGAGACCUACAUGCUCAUCAAGCAGCAUCUCCCUGUUAAGGUGGAUGAGGAGGCUGCGCUGGAGCAGGCUGUGAAGUUCUGCCAGGUCCAUCUUGGGGCUGCCGCCCAGAGACAGGCCUCGGGGGACACCCCCACCACUCCAAAGCACCCCAAAGACAGCCGAGAGAACUUCUUUCCUGUGACAGUGGUGCCCACAGCCCCUGACCCUGUGCCAGCUGACUCUGUCCAGCGGCCCAGUGAUGCUCACACCAAGCCUCGCCCUGCACUAGCUGCCGCCACAACUAUUAUCACCUGCCCUCCGUCAGCAUCAGCUUCCACCCUGGACCAGUCCAAGGACCCUGGGCCUCCCCGGCCACACAGGCCUGAAGCUACCCCCAGCAUGGCCUCUCUGGGCCCAGAGGGAGAAGAGCUGGCGAGAGUGGCAGAGGGCACCAGCUUCCCGCCUCAGGAGCCACGGCACAGUCCGCAGGUGAAGAUGGCCCCCACAAGUUCCCCGGCAGAGCCACACUGCUGGCCGGCAGAGGCUGCCCUGGGCACAGGCGCUGAGCCCACCUGCAGCCAGGAGGGGAAACUGAGGCCUGAGCCGAGAAGGGAUGGGGAGGCUCAGGAGGCUGCGAGUGAGACUCAGCCCCUGAGCUCUCCCCCAACAGCUGCCAGCUCCAAGGCCCCCAGCAGUGGGAGUGCCCAGCCACCAGAGGGUCACCCAGGCAAGCCUGAGCCCAGCCGGGCUAAGUCCCGCCCCCUGCCCAACAUGCCAAAGCUGGUCAUCCCCUCCGCCGCCACCAAGUUCCCCCCUGAGAUCACCGUCACGCCACCCACCCCAACCCUGCUCUCCCCCAAAGGCAGCAUCUCGGAGGAGACCAAGCAGAAGCUGAAGUCAGCCAUCCUUUCUGCCCAGUCUGCUGCCAACGUGAGGAAGGAGAGCCUAUGCCAGCCAGCCCUGGAGGUCCUGGAGACAUCCAGCCAGGAGUCCUCGCUGGAGAGCGAGACAGACGAGGACGACGACUACAUGGACAUUUGAGGGGCCACUGCAGCCCCACCGCCACGCCCCAGGGGACCAGCCAGGCCUGGAAUGCCCCCUGGGCAGGACCCUGGGCAGGACCAGAGGCCCACAUGGAUGCCACUCCCCACACAGCCCCCAGGCCUGCCCAGCCCACCUCCUCAUGGCAUCCUCCCUGUACCCAGGUCAGGCUGUCCACACCACAUGGGAGCCCAGAGGAGGAGGGGCCCGCCUUAGCCAUGUGAAGGUGGAUUGGUCGCCAUCUGCACGCCAGGCGGCAUCCUUUUCUAUGAAGUGUUGACUUUGUAAAUCUGCCCACACCCAGCUGGCCAUAUCCACCCCUCGACGCCGGGAUGAGCCGGCUCUGCCUGUGUCACAGUGGAGGGGUCCUUUAGGGCCAGGCUCACCCCUCACCCUUUUUUUGGUUGCUUUUCUAAUAAAGAUGGAACAGUU